AAGCUAUUUCGGCUUAAGCCAGGGGCUGUGUGGGGGGGGGGCAGCGGCAGAGGAUGGAGGUCCAGGUGAACACGCUGGCCGGCGAACUUUGCUGCCUCCAGGGCGACAAAGCCUGGCGCGCCCUGGAUGUGAAGACAGCCCUGCAGGUCCAAGCAAAAGUUCCCAUCGCGGAGCAGAGGCUGCUGCUGGGCUGCCGAGAGCUCCAGGACGAGGAUCUCCUCGCCUCGCUGGAGCUGGACGCGCAGCGCGGCCUCGCUCUCACCUUGGUCCGCCGCUCCGCGGCGCACGCGGAGCUGCUGCGCCUGGUGCGCAGCGGCACGCAGACCUUGAGCCGCAAGUGGCUUGCGCGUAUGCCGGAGCUGGUGCGCGGGGAUUGCGAGAUCGUCCGGGAGGUGUUAAAGCGGGAUGGGGUGGCGCUGCAGCACGCCACGGAGGAGCUCCGCAGUAGCCCCGCGAUGGUGCUGGAGGCGGUGCACCGCUCCGGUUUCGCCCUGGAGUUCGCAGCGGAGCACCUCAGGGAGGACCGCAGCUUCGUGCUGCAGGCGGUGCAGGCCAACGGCUUUGCACUGGCCCGAGCCUCUCCACGUCUCCGCGGAGAUCCGGAGGUGGUAAAGGCGGCUAUCCGGGAGGAAGGCGCAGCUUUCGAAUAUGCCGCCGACGAUUUGAAGGGCGACCCAGACUUCGCCCUUGAGGUCGUCUCCGCAGGUGGUCCAGGGGCUAUGGAGCACAUCGCUGCGGAUCUUUGGGAAGACCCCCACUUUGUGCUACGCGCCGUGCAGCGCUCGGCAGCUGCACUGGAGCAGGCGGUGGAGAUCAAGGCGGAGCCCACCUUCGUUCUGGAGGCUGUGACGUGGAGCCCUGCGGCGCUCGGCUACGCAGCAGCUGACGACCUGCUAGAGGAUAAGGGAUUCCUGCUGGCCGCGGUGGCCAGGCAUCCUGCCUGCCUGGCACAGGUGCCGCAGGAGCCCGGCUUCGUGCUGGAGGCGCUGAAAGUGAAUGGAGCCGCGCUUGGCUUCGUGAGCAAGUCCCUCCUCACGGAGAAGACCUUUGCCAUGCAGGCGUUGGCGGCAGCCGGCCGCGAGGCUUUGGGCAAGAUGGCGGAGGACUUCUGGCAAGAGCGGCAUUUCGCCCUCGCCGCCUUGCGCUGCGAUGAGGGCUCCAUUGGCCGAGUGCCAAAGAAAUUUUGGACAGACCGAGAGUUUGUGCUGGAAGCCUCCCGCUUCCAGCCGGCCGUCUUGAACAUGGUGGAGCCAGAGUGGUUGAAGGAGCAGAAGUUUAUCUUGAAGGCCCUGCAGAGGAAUGCCUGCUGCAUUCGCUUCGUCUCUGAGGACUUGUUCCAAAAUCGGAGCUUCCUCUUGCAGGCCAUGGAGGCGAAUGGCUCGGUGCUGAAGCAUUUGCCGGAGGUGGUCCGGGGAGAUGGCAGCCUGGUCUUGGCGGCCGUUCCGCAGAGCGGCUUUAUCCUGGGAUUCGCUGCAGACGAGCUGCGCUUCAGUAAGGACUUCAUCUUGCAAGCCGUCAAAGUGAACGGCUACUCGCUGUUGGGCACUCCCGAUCCGCUGAGAGCAGACCGUGACAUCGUGCUGGCAGCUGUCAAGCAGAACGGGCUUUGUCUUGAGUAUGCAGCGCCGGAGCUGAGGGCAGACACGACCAUCGCACUGGCAGCCAUCGCAACAGACCCUCAGCCGCUGAUGCACGUAGCUGAACCUCUUUGGUCUGACCAAGACUUCGUGCGUCAGGCAAUCCGCAUACACGGCUGUGCCAUGCGUCACGCGGAGGAUGAGCAGCUAAGAAGGAAUCGUGGCUUCAUGCUUUCCUCCUGCGAACUGAACCCGGAAACCAUUUGCUAUGCUCACUCUGACCUGCAAAGCGAGCGGGGCUUCCUCAUCGAAUGCUUGGCCAUCAAUCCAAAUGCUUUGCACUUCGUGCCUGCCGCUAUGCGCAUCGACGUGGCCUUUGCGGCCGCGGCAAAGGCACACGUGACGCCGGAAGAAGGGGCACGGCUGCCAUCCCCGUCAUGGUGAGG
Messenger RNA from Effrenium voratum, 2023 nucleotides. NCBI's taxonomy places the organism in Eukaryota, Dinophyceae, Suessiales, Symbiodiniaceae. The record is from the annotation of a GenBank genome assembly.